ACAAGGCACAUGGUGCAUUAAGAGGAGAGCAACUCUUCUCCAGCAGUGUCUGGGUUUUAUUUGUUUUUUUUUUUGCUACUCUCCUCAUUUCUUUUCUUCCUAACUCCCUUUCAAAACAAAAAGGCAUUUGCGUUUGUGCACCCGCAUUCUGAAAUAUACCAAGAAAACCGUUCAGUGAUAACACCAGGAAAACAACCGAAAAGACUCACAGUAGGCCGACGGAUAUCUGUGGAGAAGGAGCUAAUGUAUCCAGUUCGUGCUGUCUCCGUUGUAAGGAAAUGAGUGUCACACUGUGCUAGUUGCAAUUUUCCGUCUUUGGGACUUAACUUACUCGCAGAACCGUUGGACGCUUUGUGUGAGGCAGCUGACUGAUGAAUAAGAUUUGAAAAUGAAUUUACUGCCGAAGAGAUCAAAAGAGUUCAGUUCUGCUGAAUAUUGGGAGACAUUCUUUAAGAAACGGGGUGCCAGUACCUUUGAGUGGUAUGGGACCUAUGUGGAUCAUUGUGCAGUGCUGCACAAGUAUAUCAAGCCUAAAGAUAAGGUGCUAGUUGUUGGCUGUGGUAACUCUGAACUAAGUGAGCAGAUGUAUGAUGUAGGUUACCAGGGGAUCACAAACAUUGACAUAAGUGAAGUGGUCAUAGCCCAGAUGAAGGAACGCAAUGCCACUUGCCGACCAGCGAUGGCCUUCGUGAAAAUGGACAUGUUGCAGAUGGAGUUUGGAGACUCUCAGUUUCAGGUUGUACUGGACAAGGGGACCCUGGACGCCCUCAUGACAGAUGAGAGCGAAGAGACUUUGCGCAACGUCGACAGGAUGUUCGCGGAAAUUGGGCGAGUCUUGCAGGUUGGCGGGCGCUUUGUGUGCAUCUCGCUGGCCCAGGAGCACAUCGCAAAGAAAGCCGUCAGCCACUUCUCACAGCGGGGCUGGCCAGUGAGAAUACACGCUGUGGAGGAACAGGGCACGGCCAACGGGCAGUUCACACUGCCCGUGUUCAUCUUCAUCUUCACCAAGUUCAAAGAGAUUCCUGGAGCUGGCCACCAGAUCCUGGAGAUGUGUGCAAACGAGCUGGAUAAGCCACUUCGAAUGGACAGUGUUGAUGGACUGUUGGAAGCAGUGAAGGGAAGGCAGCAGUAUGCACUACUCCGAAACCACUUGGCCAAGCACUCGAGCAGCAGAGAGAGCGUGACCCUCACUCUUUGUGACAGCGUGUCUGGGAAACCUCGCUACACCUUUCACGUUGUCGAUCUGCCCUCUGUGAAAUCUUCUCGCACCAACCACUUUGCAAUUUUCAUAGUCCCACAGGGCAGGGAGACGGAAUGGAUGUUCGGAACUGACGAGGGCCGGAGGCAGCUGGGCAAAAGUGCGGAAUUCAAGCGUUUGUUGGUCGUGGUGUUGCACCGUGACCAAAUCUACGAGAGUAUGGAAGCCAUUCAGUCAGAGCUGUCGGGGAAGGUGAUGGAUUUAGCUCCUCCUGGACUUCCUCCGAACCAACAGGUGCCAUUUCUUUCGGUUGGGGGAGAUAUAGGGAUUCGUACUGUCCAGCAUCGUGGUACAAGUGAUAUGAGUGGAGAAUAUAUCAUCGAAGACAUCAAAGGCGAAGAUGGCAACUAUUUCCGGCAUCUCGUAUUCCUCAGUAACAUCAAUGUGGUGCAGUCAGAGGCUAAACUAUUGCACAACAUCUCAAAGUCAGUUUCAUCGCAGAAAAAGAAAAAGAAAGACAAGAGGAGGGGAAGGCCAUGCUCAGAUGCUGAGAAGACUUCAAAUCCCAAAUCUGGCCAGACUGUUGACAAAAGCUACCUGUGCUGUGAUCAUCAUCGAGCUAUGAUAGCUGGCUUGGUUCUCCUCAGUAAAAGAAGUGGUUUACUUGCAGACACUCCCUUUUCUCUGCUCGUGGUUGGCCUUGGUGGUGGCAGCCUUCCGUCAUUUAUCCAUGACUAUUUCUCCCAAUCGACCGUUGACACCAUUGAAAUUGACCCCAUGGUGUUGGAGGUGGCAACCACAUGGUUUGAGUUUUCUCAAGAUGAUCGAAUGAAGGUGAUUCUGGCAGAUGGCUUGAGCUAUAUUCAUUCGGUUGCAGAUGGCGGGAAAGUCUCCUAUGAUGUUAUUAUGUUUGAUGUUGAUAGCAAAGACACCACUCUGGGAAUGAGCUGUCCUCCUCUAGCAUUUGUAGAGGAUGCAUUUCUACAGAAAGUACGAAACCUUCUAGCACACCAAGGACUCUUCAUUCUGAAUCUUGUCUGCAGGGACCAUGUUCUGAAAGAGAAGGUAAUGGCAGUGAUCAAAGGCGUAUUUCCUCUUGUUUAUCUCCAGAAAAUUGAGGGUGAGGUAAAUGAAAUUUUGUACUGCCAGUUGUCCGUGGAACAUAAGGUCGGAUCAAAAGACCUUCUUGAGGCAGGUCAGAUGCUGGAAAAUACUUUGAAGAAACCUGGCAGACAUUGGGAUCCAUCAUAUAAUCUUGCAGAAAUGUUGAAGACAGUUAAAAUUGUGUGAAGAUUCCUAUACUCCUGGACUAGUUACUUGUAUGAUAUUUCUGUUUAUUAUUUGCAGUGACUGUUGCCAUUCAAUAAGAAUAUUAUGUAUCUCUGAAAUGUUCAUGAUGUACUCAACAAUACAAAAUGGUGUGCCUUACCAUAUUAUUUCAGGAAGAGAAAGGUUAUCAGGAUAUUUUGAACCAAGAUAGUUGAAAAAUUGUUUUUAAAGUCAGCAAUUAAGAAAAAAAGGUUUUCUUUCAGAAUUUCUUUUGUAUAGUACAUUAAGCAAUUAGUUUCUUUAAAAAAAAAAGCCUAUCUAUCUAAUACAGGGGCUUUUCAAAUGGUACCAUGUACCCACUGAGCCAUUCAGGUCAUGAAGUCCACAUUCAAUGCUCAAUUAUACAGUCAUGGAAUUGUACAGAAGGAAAACAGACGUUUCAGUCAAACUUGUCCGGGCUGACCGGUAUCCUAAAUUAAUCUCGUCCCAUUUGCCAGCAUUUGGCCCAUAUCCCUUUAAACUCUUCCUAUUCAUGUACUCAUCCAAAUGCCUUUUACAUUUUGUAUUUGUACCAGCCUCCACCACUUCCUCUGGCAGCUUGUUCCAUACGUGCACCACCCUCUGCAUGAAAGAAUUGCCCCUUAGGUCCCUUUUUAAAUCUUUCCCCUCUCACCUUAAAACCGUGCCCUCUAGUUUGGACUCCCCUGCCCUGGGAAAAAGCUUGUCUAUUCACCCUAUCCAUGCCCCUCAAUAUUUUAUAAACCUCUGUAAGGUCACCCCUCAGCCUCUCACACUGAAAGGAAAAUAGCCCCAGUCUAUUCAGCCGCUCCCUAUAGCUCAAAGUCUCCAAACCUGGCACCAUCCUUGUAAAUCUUUCCUGCAUCCUUUCAAGUUUAACAGCAUCCCAUAGCAGUGAGACCAGAACUGAACUCGGUAUUCAAAAAGCAGCUCAAUCACUUUCCUGUCCAGCUGCAACAUGACCUCCUAACUCCGAUAUUCAAUGCACUAUACUCAAUAAAGACAAACCUUCCAAAUGCCUUCUGUACUAUCCUGUCUCCCUGGGACUUCACUUUCAAGGAGUUAUUAACCUGCACUCCCCAGGACCUGACCAUUAACUGUACGAGUUCUGCAUUGAUUUGCCUUACCAAAAUGCAACACCUCACAUAUACCUAUGUAUUUAAACUCCAACUGCCAUUUCACUGCCCGUUGGCCCAAAAUUAUCUGAUCUUUGUUCUAUGGAUGGCUAGUACAGUACAAAUGUCUCCAAGUGGCUAUCAUAAAAUAAAUCCUGUUUUACGACCUAUCUGUGUACUAUAAAUGUUUUUGUAUAUUUAAAAUACUAAGUGAAAUUAGUACAAUUUACUAAUUUAUCAACUUUUUUCAACCUUUUAUUUACGAGUAUUAUGGUUUAUGUGACAAAUUUUAUGUAUUUCUGAUACACCCCAGCACAGUGUGAUGAUGGGGCUCUGGUUAUUUUCCCAACCCAUUGUAAUUCACAAAGCUUGGUAAAUGUGUAAUUUGCUUUUGUUUUAACUGUAAGUUAGUUUCAAUAGUCUCUCUAGGAUUUUCAGUUAAUUUAUUAUCUUUAGUAAUAUGACAUGUUUAAAUUUUUCCAGUUGUACCACAAGUGACAACUUUUUGUUUUAGGAGGAACUGAUUUUAAUUUAUUUUGUUCCCUCUACUUGUGACAGUGAAAGUAUGCAAUUUGUGCAGAAGCCUAUUAUUUUCUUGUGUAACAGUGUGUAAGCAUUCUGAUACUAAUGAGAAGAUUGUUUAAAAUUGUGAGUUUUUGUUAAUAUAAUGAAAUCUUUCCUGUGAUAGGUUGACUAAGCUUUGAGUGAAUCUUUUGAGAUGCACAGGAAGUGGCUGAGGGUGACUGCAUCCACCUAUGGAUCAAUAUGUAUGCCUCUGUAUAAGAUUUUUAUUUCCACAAUAAUGUACCUUACUGGUGCACUCUCUUGUUAAAUUAGUUGGCUAUAAUAAUGUUUGGUUUUGCCACCCAUCUGAAAAGCUGAUUAAUUGACUGUCUUACUAUACUGUUAAUCAAUCAAUGCUGGGGACAAAUCAUUAAAUCACUAAAAUUAAUUACAUUAAUGGUUCUCGUAGGUCACCUGUAAUACAAGUUAGCUUCAAUCCCUUCUUGGAAAGAACAAAAUAAAAGUUUUCCGUUCGUUUUUAGUAA
Messenger RNA from Rhincodon typus (whale shark), 4649 nucleotides. RefSeq names its product methyltransferase 13, eEF1A lysine and N-terminal methyltransferase (gene mettl13). The coding region runs from base 389 to 2488 and encodes 699 amino acids. The transcript is spliced from 9 exons. The record is from RefSeq and is a predicted model, not a curated record. NCBI's taxonomy places the organism in Eukaryota, Metazoa, Chordata, Chondrichthyes, Orectolobiformes, Rhincodontidae.